UAUUAAAUAAAAAUUCAAAUCAUCUGGUAAUGUUAUUUACAUUUUAUCCCGUAUUUCAUUCUGUUUUGAUUUGCAAACCAAAUUUACGGAAUAUCUGUGAUAUUUGUAUACUUCAUACUUCUAUCAAAUCAAAGCUCAAAUGUCUAAUUUGGAAUUAGAUGACGAAUCUAUCACGAAUAUAGAUGCCAACACGACAAUUCAGGAGCAAAUUCAGGAACUUACAAGACGUUUGCAAAAUGUCAAUGACGAUCUACAUCAUCAAGUACGCGAAAAACAUGAUGCUUUACUUCAGCAGGCAACACAUGCUGGUCGGUUCGAUGUUGCUCUCAAUACUUUAGCUAACGAUGUGGAACAAAUUCGUGGAACUGGACAAAAGUUAAAAUCUCAAAUUGAUACCCAAUACCAACAAGUCGAUAACCAAACGCGUAUUUUGGGACGAUUGCACGAGUUAUCACACCUUCUACGCUCGGCCGGCACAUUACUUACACUGACAGCGAAACUACGUUCUACAAAGGAUGUGCUUAAACAAGCGGAGCUUCAUUAUGAACUAGGACAAUUGGUUGAUGACGAAGAUUUGAAAAAAAUUAAUUUCGUUCAAAAUGCUCGAACCGAAGUUAUAAGCUCUCGACAAAAGUUAAGAAACCUGACACAAAUGCAACUUGUAACAGGUCUGCAGGAAAGGAAUGAAGCUUUAGUAAUUAAUGCUCUCAAGAUAGUUAAAAACUUCAACUUACUACAAAAGUCGUUAGAGAACUUAGUAGCAACGUACAUCUCCGACUUAGAACAAUCACUUAGAGAAUGCUUUGCUGGGACAGAUAUUACCGUCUUGACCAAAAGUGGUAACACCCUUUCCCCCAAACCUAGUGUUACUGUUCGUGGUCCUGGGAAAACACCUAUGCUGACUACGACUCAAAAUUUCAGAGCCAAAUUUUGGAAAUCACUUCACUGGCUAUUGUAUGAAGAGCUUUAUGAAAGUUGCGAACAAGUAAAUUUGUUAAAACGCGCUUUGGAUCAAAUAAGACAAUUCGGCUUCGAUUCCACAGAAAUAUAUGAUGUCCAUAACCAUUUUUGGUUUGCCGUGCAAGAGCUACUACGCAAAAGCUUUACUGAUAGUCCAGCUCAUGUAACGCAAACAUUGCAAGAAGGCUUAGCAAAAUUGUUGACCUCAGCACGCGGCUUCGAGCAGCGUUUGAAUGGUGAAUUUCUGUUCGAUAACGAUAUGUUCUCUUCAUUGGAAGUGGGCUAUAUAAGCAAGUGUGCCGCAAAUAUGAAAGCUUGUCUCGCUGGUGUCGACUUACCAUCAAAUGAAACAGUUGAUGCAUUUAUACGAGUUGCUUCUACAGAAUUAAGUGCUGCUCUAAUAGACACGCGCUUAACAAAUUCCGUUGGAGCUGUUUUUAUAGCUUGUGGCAAAGAUUUAUGCACUAAAUUGGAGUCACAAAUCAAAUUGGGUCCCGAUUCCAAACAAGUAGUUGACAUUCCAAACUUCCAGCAAACACAGAAUGUGAUAUUGGCAAAUAUUUUGUAUUACUUUAAAGACUCCGUUCGCCGCAUGUUAGCCGACUUGAACGUGCAAUUUUCGAAAUCAAAAUCUUCGGCACAGCAAGAAAUAUCAAAAUCUUUGGAACAAACAAAUAUUUUAAUUGGCACCAUAUUACAGCAGAUUAUGGAUUCAAUUUUGUCAACGAUUAGUAUUAUACUGCUCAGCAUGCAUCGGGAACCAGGACUUAGUUCCGAAAAAAUAUCUACUGUCGGCCCUUCAAUGUACAUGAAGGAGUUGCAGGAAUUUAUUAGCCGUGUCUGGCAGAAUCAUAUUGGCCCCUUCGAAGAUAAAGAGAUGGUGGCGAAGUGUGGUCAUGAAUUGGCUAAACGUUGCAUAGAAUUAUUUGUGCACAAUAUGAGCAUUUUGCGUCCAAUCAGCGAUGCCGGGCGCCAACGUCUAAAUAAUGACUGCAACCAUAUGGAACAAGCACUUAAACCGAUUUGCUCCAAUUUGCCAGAUUUAGGCAAUUCUGCUCGCUUACUACGUGCAAUGUCGUUCUUAAUUGUACAACCUCCUCAAGAAUUGGUGAAGCAAAGUGUGGGUAAUGAUUCACUGGUGCCCAGCUAUAUUGUGUUGUUUCUAUUGUUCGGUCAUGCCAGUGCCGAACUUCAGAGUCCGCAUACCACCGCGAAUUGGUCGAAUGAACGUUUGAUGGAAUGGUUAGAUGGGCAUACAUCGGACCGUGAAAAGUUAGAAUUGAUAUCAGGUGCAUUGCAACGUUACCGUGAUCAAGUUCGAAGGAAAAAGAGUGAACAGUACGAUGAUGUGUAUCCACUAAUGGUUGAAUUUUUUGAAAAGGCUCUAAAAUCAUAAUAUAAUUGAGUGUUGCGUCUGCUCAAUUUCGUAAUAUUAUUUAAUCGUUCGUUUAAUUGUAAUUGUUAUAUAAAUUUAAUAAUAUGUUGUAUGAAAAACAUAACCAAAAAUAAGAAGAGACGCUAUAAUACCUUUAAUUGGAGCAUUUCUUAGCAAAAAAGCGUAUAAAAAUAUCUUUAAUUCGAUUUUGUUUAGUCAGUUUGUGUGACAACUAUAUGUUAUAGUGGUACGAUAUCGGCGACUCAGAUAAAAAAGAGCUUCUUGGGAAGAAAAGAAUGUGGGCAUUGAAUCAGAAAAUAUAGGUGAACCACAAUUUGAAAAAUAUGACAAUAUCAGACGAAGUUCGUGUGUUAAGGCAACAGUAAUAUGCCUUUUACGUGUAGCUGCAUUCCGAAAGUUUAUAUUAGCUGAAGUGUGCCGGGUGGAACAGUGUGAUAAACUACCAUUAUACGAUAAUCAUGACCAACCAAUGCCAAUGCAAUCUUUGUAUGGAUAAUAAUUUGCGUUGAGUGGCAUUUAAGGCAACAAACAAAGGAAUUGCAUACUAGUGACAACGUACACCAAUUUCUUGGUCAUAACUAAAACAACGGUAGUUUCACAAGCUGGAAAUAUUAUCUACCAUUUCCUAUAACCAGACGGUGCCAGCGCAAUCCAUCUGAAUUUAUUUGAAUUUUCCGCAGACAACGAUCGUGCUCAAACUAGCCGUAUUGUCGUUGCUAUAGUUAGGGAUGUGUCAGAACAUUCUGUAAGCGCAAUUGCAAUACCAUCAUACCAAUACCAUGGUUUCUACGAAAACAUGCCAUCAGAAACUGCUUGGCGAAAAGUUCAUUAUGCUCUCAACUAAAAGCAUACUAACCUCACUGUCUAGAUGUUCGUUCGGAGGCAUCGAGACAUCCUGUUAUAGUCCGGAGUGCAGUGCUCUGGCAUAUCUGAAGCUUCCUCGUCUGAGUUUCACUGCAGCGUAGUUAAGGACCGGCCAGCUGAUUGUCUGUAUGUUGCCAUUCAACAACAUUUCUUUGUCUUUUCCACAUGUGCUGCCGGCUAGUGCAGUGAGGAUUUCGUCGCCGUCGUGUGAGGAGUGAAGGAACACAGGCUGUCAAAACCUAAAAUCUUAGGAUUAUUGACAGUCGCAAUCUUAAUUCGGGAACCGUUCACACGACAGCCAGGUCUAAGUAACCGGAACGUAUCCGGAUUUUUAUCUGGCCAAGGACUGUCAACUCGGCAUCAUUCCUCGAAAUUACUUAAGGAAUGGAUUCUGCCACUACAAUAAGUACUACUAUUGGUUCGGUGCAACCGAAGUCAAGGUUUUUUACGCUUUUAAUUGUAAGAGAUCAGCAAAGUUCAACGUGCUAACUGGUGAAUAAUCAAUAAUAACAUAAGACAUAUAUAUAUUUGAUAUCAUUAUUGUUUUGCUUUGGGUAAAAUAGUUUGAAUACAAAAAUUUCUUAAUUAAAAGCUAUAAUAAAUUCAACUUUAAGAAUAUUCCAUUAUGUUCUUACGUUCAUACAUACAUACUUAACUACCGGUAAUUUAGAAAACAUACGUAAUUAUAGGUACUUCUGCAACAAGCAUUAAUUUGUAUGCACAAGUUGCUAAUAAAGCGGUGUCUUGGAUAUUUUAAGACUCAAAAAAAUGGUUACGCAACUAUGUGUUAAAAAGUCUGCUGAAUACUUAUUCUAUAACAGAUUUACUAGGACUCAGGAAAAAAGAUCAAAUAUGGAAUAAGUGUAUAUAAUAUUUUGUCAUGUACUGCAAAAAAAAUAAUAGAAAUAAUUUUCGCUUUAGGAAUAUGUAAAUAGCUUUUGUAUGCGUAUAUAUGUUUGUAUAUGAAAACUGUCAUAGAAUAUGAAAAUAAGAAACCCGAGUCCCUGUAGUUAUUUUCACAGUCUUAUCUUACUUUUUCAAUAAAACAUUGAUUACGUUUUGU
Messenger RNA from Bactrocera dorsalis (oriental fruit fly), 4283 nucleotides. RefSeq names its product conserved oligomeric Golgi complex subunit 5 (gene fws). Gene Ontology annotation, biological process: intra-Golgi vesicle-mediated transport. The transcript is spliced from 4 exons. The coding region runs from base 140 to 2356 and encodes 738 amino acids. Gene Ontology annotation, cellular component: COG complex. NCBI's taxonomy places the organism in Eukaryota, Metazoa, Arthropoda, Insecta, Diptera, Tephritidae. The record is from RefSeq and is a predicted model, not a curated record.